Coturnix japonica (Japanese quail) is the source of this 2708-nucleotide messenger RNA. NCBI's taxonomy places the organism in Eukaryota, Metazoa, Chordata, Aves, Galliformes, Phasianidae. The record is from RefSeq and is a predicted model, not a curated record.
CAUCAAGAGAAGGGAUAGAUGCUAAUCAGUAGGACUGCAUCCAGCAACCAGAAUAUCAACUAGUGAUGCUUGUACCUGCCUGGACACACACUUCAACCAUCCAGCUCCCUUUAAAAAGCACAUUUUGCAAAUAAAUCCAGUGUCUAUUUCAGACAGUGUACGCUAAAGGACUGUGACUGAUUUUCCAACAAAGCCUACGUGAACGAGGCACCCACAUCCCAUUCUCCCUCAUGAUGCAUUGGGUUCCUGUGAAAAGAAAACAGUCGGGAUGAAGGCAGAAGAAUGUUGGAUUUCUGGAUCAUUACUUCAUUUCCAUAAUGGGAAUUUGCCCAGUGUACUUCGCUCGGCUCAUUAGGGUACUGAAACUGCAUGGCAGAAAAUCAGCAGAUGUUUUUAUAUUAAAUCUUGCCUGAAGGAAUACAGAGCUGUGACACACUGAGGGUGGAACUGCAGGAGGCACCAGGAGGGGAGAAGACGUCAAAGCAGGCCUUUCCCCACUGAAUAUCCUGCCACUGAUGUCCAGUCCCUGUGACUGUUCACCUGGAUUGUUUUCCCACUGCCUGAUAAAUCUUUGUUUAUCAUGAGGACAUUUAUGAUAUCCCGGAUUCCUCAGUGCUUGCAGAUUCUGAGGUCUCCUUCCAGACUUUUCCAUGGAUGUAACAGGCUCCGCACAUCCCAGAUUAUUUCAUAUUAUGACUCUGUAAACCGGUGUGAGAAGGAACUACCCAAAUAUUUCAACUUUGCCAGCGAUGUCCUGGAUGAGUGGCUGCAACUGGAAAAGGAUGGAAAGAGACCGGCAAACCCAGCUUUUUGGUGGGUAAAUGAUGAAGGGGAGGAGGUGAAGUGGAGCUUUGAAGAGCUGGGAUUUCUGUCCAGGAAAACAGCCAACAUACUGUCUGAGGUGUGUGGUUUGCAGAAAGGAGACAGAGUUCUGGCAGUUCUGCCUCGUGUCCCUGAGUGGUGGCUACUGAGUAUAGCCUGCAUCCGGGCAGGAAUUGUCUUUAUUCCAGGAACAUCCCAACUAACAGCCAAAGAUAUUUUAUACCGACUCCAAGCUUCAAAGGCCAAGUGCAUCAUUACCAAUGACACCCUGGCACCUGCAGUGGAAUCUAUCUUGCCUGAAUGCCAGUUUCUGAAAGCCAAAUUAAUUGUAGCCAAAGGGAACAGAGAUGGGUGGCUCAACCUCAAAGAACUCUAUGCGGUGACAUCUGCUGACCACAAAUGCAUUAAGACAAGAAAUGAUGACCCAAUGCUCAUCUAUUUUACCAGUGGAAGUACAGGCUCUCCAAAAAUGGUGGUGCAGUCCCACAGCAGUUAUGGCAUCGGAUUUGCAACCAGUAGCAGGCAUUGGAUGAACUUGACUCCCUCAGAUAUAAUGUGGAAUACCUCUGAUACUGGCUGGGUAAAGGCAGCUUGGAGCAGCAUUUUUGCACCAUGGAUCAGUGGAUCUUGUGUUUUUGUUCACAAUAUGCCACAGUUUAAACCAACAGUCAUUGCAGAAACUCUCUCAAGAUACCCUAUCACCGUCUUCUGCACUGCCCCCACUGCCUACCGUAUGCUUGUCCAACAUGAUGUGAGCAGCUACAAAUUCAUGACUGUGAAACAUUGUCUAUCUGGAGGAGAACCACUCAAUCCUGAAGUGAUGGAGAAGUGGAAAAUCCAAACAGGGCUGGAUAUCUAUGAAGGCUAUGGCCAGACUGAAACAGUAACAAUAUGUGCCAAUAUGAAAGGAAUGAAGAUUAAACCCGGCUCUUUGGGAAAAGCUGUCCCACCUUAUGAUGUGCAGAUCAUAGAUGACAAUGGGGCUGUUCUGCCCAAAGGAGAAGAAGGCAACAUUGCUGUCAAAGUUCAACCUUCACGACCCUUCUGCAUGUUCUCUGAGUACUUGGAUAAUCCAGAGAAGACUGCUGCCUGCAUCACCGGAAACUUCUAUGUCACUGGGGACAGAGGGGUUAUGGAUGAAGAAGGAUAUGUCUGGUUUGUUGGAAGAUCCGAUGAUAUAAUUAAUUCUGCUGGGUAUCGUAUAGGUCCAUUUGAAGUUGAAAGUGCAUUAAUACAACACCCAGCAGUCUCAGAGUCAGCUGUUGUCAGCAGUCCUGAUCCAAUUCGAGGGGAGGUAGUCAAAGCCUUCGUUGUUUUAGCUCCUGCUUUUGCAUCACACGACCCAGAAGAGCUGACUCGUGAUCUUCAGCAACACGUCAAAAAGGUGACUGCUCCUUACAAGUACCCCAGGAAGGUGGAGUUUGUUCAGUCUCUGCCAAAGACAGCGACGGGGAAAAUCCAGAGAAAAGUUCUAAGAAACAAAGAAUGGGGAAAAGCAUAACAGUAUCUGAAAAUGGAGGAGAGAAAACUUCCGUCAUCCACAUCAGCCAAAUCAUGGUGUUUGGACUUGGCAUAUUAUCACAAACCACAGCACUAAGAGAAUGUAUGGAAGAACAGGGAGCAAAAAUGGAGGCUCGUAUAACCUGAGGAUGUGUGAUAUGAGAACCACGUCUACCAUCAACCCACAAUGGGAACCCAGAUGGGAAAAGACACGAAUAAUUGAAAAUGUGGUAUGAGAGAGGAGAGAGUGACCCAAGACUGCAUGGAAGUUUAAUUUUUUUUACUGCAAUUAAUAUAAACAUCAGAUUCCUUUAAAAAAAAUCAUAAUAAUAAAGGUCCACUGCAAUUUUGACCAUUACAAAUAAAUGAGAAAUUAGUAAAAGUAA